AUGAUUCCACAGUGUCCCCCAGCCCAACCGCCUGAUGAGUCCACAGUGUCCCCCAGCCCACCGCCUGAUGAGUCCACAGUGUCCCCCAGCCCACCGCCUGAUGAGUCCACAGUGUCCCCCAGCCCACCGCCUGAUGAGUCCACAGUGUCCCCCAGCCCACCGCCUGAUGAGUCCACAGUGUCCCCCAGCCCACCGCCUGAUGAGUCCACAGUGUCCCCCAGCCCACCGCCUGAUGAGUCCACAGUGUCCCCCAGCCCACCGCCUGAUGAGUCCACAGUGUCCCCCAGCCCACCGCCUGAUGAGUCCACAGUGUCCCCCAGCCCACCGCCUGAUGAGUCCACAGUGUCCCCCAGCCCACCGCCUGAUGAGUCCACAGUGUCCCCCAGCCCACCGCCUGAUGAGUCCACAGUGUCCCCCAGCCCACCGCCUGAUGAGUCCACAGUGUCCCCCAGCCCACCGCCUGAUGAGUCCACAGUGUCCCCCAGCCCACCGCCUGAUGAGUCCACAGUGUCCCCCAGCCCACCGCCUGAUGAGUCCACAGUGUCCCCCAGCCCACCGCCUGAUGAGUCCACAGUGUCCCCCAGCCCACCGCCUGAUGAGUCCACAGUGUCCCCCAGCCCACCGCCUGAUGAGUCCACAGUGUCCCCCAGCCCACCGCCUGAUGAGUCCACAGUGUCCCCCAGCCCACCGCCUGAUGAGUCCACAGUGUCCCCCAGCCCACCGCCUGAUGAGUCCACAGUGUCCCCCAGCCCACCGCCUGAUGAGUCCACAGUGUCCCCCAGCCCACCGCCUGAUGAGUCCACAGUGUCCCCCAGCCCACCGCCUGAUGAGUCCACAGUGUCCCCCAGCCCACCGCCUGAUGAGUCCACAGUGUCCCCCAGCCCACCGCCUGAUGAGUCCACAGUGUCCCCCAGCCCACCGCCUGAUGAGUCCACAGUGUCCCCCAGCCCACCGCCUGAUGAGUCCACAGUGUCCCCCAGCCCACCGCCUGAUGAGUCCACAGUGUCCCCCAGCCCACCGCCUGAUGAGUCCACAGUGUCCCCCAGCCCACCGCCUGAUGAGUCCACAGUGUCCCCCAGCCCACCGCCUGAUGAGUCCACAGUGUCCCCCAGCCCACCGCCUGAUGAGUCCACAGUGUCCCCCAGCCCACCGCCUGAUGAGUCCACAGUGUCCCCCAGCCCACCGCCUGAUGAGUCCACAGUGUCCCCCAGCCCACCGCCUGAUGAGUCCACAGUGUCCCCCAGCCCACCGCCUGAUGAGUCCACAGUGUCCCCCAGCCCACCGCCUGAUGAGUCCACAGUGUCCCCCAGCCCACCGCCUGAUGAGUCCACAGUGUCCCCCAGCCCACCGCCUGAUGAGUCCACAGUGUCCCCCAGCCCACCGCCUGAUGAGUCCACAGUGUCCCCCAGCCCACCGCCUGAUGAGUCCACAGUGUCCCCCAGCCCACCGCCUGAUGAGUCCACAGUGUCCCCCAGCCCACCGCCUGAUGAGUCCACAGUGUCCCCCAGCCCACCGCCUGAUGAGUCCACAGUGUCCCCCAGCCCACCGCCUGAUGAGUCCACAGUGUCCCCCAGCCCACCGCCUGAUGAGUCCACAGUGUCCCCCAGCCCAGAUAUGGAGGGUUGGUAA
This is a messenger RNA of Alosa alosa (allis shad), 1629 nucleotides long. RefSeq names its product leucine-rich repeat extensin-like protein 5. Bases 1 to 1629 code for a protein of 542 amino acids. The record is from RefSeq and is a predicted model, not a curated record. The transcript has a single exon. Lineage: Eukaryota; Metazoa; Chordata; Actinopteri; Clupeiformes; Clupeidae.